UGAGUGACCACAGAGAGAGAGAGGGAGAGAGAGAGAGGGAGAGAGAGAGAGAGAGAGAGAGAGUGUGAAGGUGUCUGUGAGAAUUUAAGUACACUGUAGCAUCGGACACACGCGCGACCACUUCGGUGGACCCCGUGUUUCUCACAGGAAGACCAGCUCAGUCAGAGUGUGCUCACCUAUCCUCUCGUAGUCCCCUCACCUGGUCACCACUGCCAUGGCUCCAACCCUGACCACAGCGUUUGCUCGCCGCUGGUGGAUGGCGGUGACAGCGAUCAUAGAGAACCUGCUGUUUUCUGCUGUACUCCUGGGCUGGGGCUCUCUGCUCAUCAUGCUCAAGUCUGAGGGCUUCUACUCCAACCUGUGCACAGAACACGGUAACAGCUCUGCCUUCAAUGUCUCCCUGCCGGCCGGAGCUUCAUCAGCAGGGGAUGAGGAGGAAUAUCAGUAUGACGACUAUCAGCAUGAGCCUCGUGAUAGUGGAGUGGAGGUGGUUCCUCUGAAGCCAGCGGAGGAUGUUCUGCGUAUGAACGGGUGGCUGAUCUGUAAAGAGCAGGAUGAAAUGCUGAAUCUGGCCUUCACUGUCGGCUCCUGCUUCUUGAGCGCUAUCGCACUGCCCCUUGGCAUCGUCAUGGACAAGUACGGCCCACGCAAACUCCGCCUGACUGGCAGUGCCUGCUUUGGCUUGUCGUGUCUGCUUAUCGCUUAUGGAGCCAGCAACCCCAACGAACUUUCUGUCUUGAUCUUUGUUGCUCUGAUCUUCAAUGGCUUUGGAGGAAUGUGUAUGACCUUCACGUCACUUACGCUGCCCAACAUGUUUGGAGACCUGCGUUCCACCUUCAUUUCACUUAUGAUCGGCUCCUACGCGUCCUCCGCCGUCACUUUCCCUGGAGUUAAGGUGAUCUAUGACCUGGGGGUGACCUUCAUCACUAUCUUGGUGGUUUGGGCUGCGUGUGCCGGCCUCGUCUUCCUCAACUGCUUUCUCAACUGGCCUUUGGAGGCCUUCCCUGGUCCUGAGGACAUGGAUUACACUGUGAAGAUUAAGUUCAGCUGGCUGGGCUUUGACCACAAGAUCACUGGGAAGCAGUUCUAUAAGCAGGUGACGACGGUGGGCAAACGACUAAGCGCAGGCAACUCUCUCAAGCAGAAGGAGCUGGCCACCAGCGAGGGCCACAAACUCUGCCUCUCCACCAUGGACCUAGAAGUGCAUUGUGAGCCUAAAGAAGAAUCUCAGUCCUUCAUGCAGAGCAUCUUCAGUCCUCUGUUCUUGCUCAGUCUGGUCACCAUGUGCGUCACUCAGCUACGUCUCAUCUUCUACAUGGGAGCAAUGAACAGCAUCCUGGAGGCCAUGAGCGAUGGAGAUCUUAGUACAGUUGAGAGAAUGGAGCUGGUGAGUCUCUACUCCUCUAUUUUUGGUGUGAUGCAGCUGCUGUGUCUACUGACCACUCCUGUCAUCGGUCAGAUCAUGGACUGGAAGCUGAAGGAAUGCGACGACGAUGGCGAGUUUGACACGAAAGAUCUCAGCAAGGACCAGCCCCAGCCCAAGCGAAGGGACAGACAAAUCCAGAAGAUCACCAAUGCCACACGAGCCUUCUUCUUAACUAACCUCUUGCUUGUUGGCUUCGGGAUCACCUGCCUCAUCCCUAUCCUCCAGCUACAGAUGCUGUCCUUUGUUCUGCACACCAUGGUCAGAGGCUUCAUCCACUCAGCUGUUGGAGGACUUUAUGCUGCUGUGUACCCCUCAUGCCAGUUCGGGACUCUGACAGGGAUGCAGUCUCUGAUCAGCGCACUCUUUGCUCUGCUCCAGCAGCCUCUCUUUAUGGCCAUGAUGGGACCACUGCAGGGAGAUCCGCUCUGGGUGGACGUAGGUCUUCUCAUCUUUAGCAUGCUGGGCUUCCUGUUGCCUCUCUAUCUGCUGUGCUUCCGCAGAAACCUCCACAAGAAGAGGAAGCAGAAAGAAAAUGACGCCAAGAUCUACAUCAAAAUCAACGGCAGCGACAAGCCCGAAGCCUUCGUCUAGAAUCAGGCCAGACACAUCCAGGGAAACAAAGAUAUGAGAAUAAAUGAGAGAAACUGUCAUAACACACACACACACACACACACACAAAAUACGUUUUUUCCGCUCUUAGAGGCUCAUUGAACUGAUAACGUUGUCAUGGAAACUGACAACUGUUAAGCCAUCAUUGUGGAAGGACGACAGCAAUGAAGAGAGAAAUAUACAAACCUCAUCAGUUAAAAAAAAGUGGAAUUAGUGGAUUAGUUUCGAUGAGGAAUUUUCCUCUGAUAUUUCCUGUAUGUGCCUGAUCUGUGGAGAAAACCAGAAGCAUACACAUUUCUCCUACUUUCAGCCGAGCUUCCUGGCUCUUGGUGCUUUAACGACAUGCAAUAGAGUCGUUUAGUGGGAAUAAACUGGCAAAACAGCCAGUCCAGUGUCAUUUGAAGUGCCUCAGCCCUAUGUAAAAACCUGAUUUCCCUCAAACGGGUCCUGUUUUAAUUUAUUACCAUCAUUUGUUGUGGUGUGGUCAGAGUUUUAUAUCUGUGUGUUUUAAAACAUUUAUUAAACAAGCUUGCAAAGAGUGCUCCUGCAUGUAAAACACCACCGCUGGAUGAGUUAUGCUAGGUAUUUCUGUGCCUUUAGUGCUAGCCUCAUUCAGCAAUACCCUGUCCUAUAUAAAUUAGUCAAGAAGUAGCACCUCCAACCCAUUAUGUGUUUUAUACAUGUGCUUGGACAUAAAAUUGGUGGCCUUUGUCGCCCCCUAGGCCUUAAAGAGGGAAAUGCAGAGCUAUGCAUACAGUGUGUGACUGUGCCACAAGCGUAAAGCCUGUCCAACUGUACUGUUUUUGAAAAUUAAGAUACUACCUGUUGUAAUGCUAUUUAUUUAAGUUUAAUAAAUAGAUUUUCCAUUAAAUCUUUAAAUGAAUGACGACAAAAGCCGAAAUGUACAGAAGCCAUACGCAGCGUUGCACUGUCACAGGUUGUGACUGAAGUGUGUUUUGUUGUUCUCAGGCCCACAUUUCAUGGGAAUUGCAGCACUUUUAGCUCAUGUCUUAAACCCUCAAUGACUCACUUUCCUAAGACUUCAUUUGCCCUUGUUAUGUUAAUGUGUUAAUGCAGCUUAAUGCUAGGUAAAUGUGUGUAUUGAGGUGAAAACUGACAAAGCUGGAAAUGCAGGAUUUGUAUGCAUGACUAAUAGUCUGAAGAGAGAAGGUGUGAUGGUCAUAUCUGUAUAUUUAUUUGUUUUCUUCCUUCAUUUGAAGCCCUAUAUGUGAAGAAAUUCAUUUAAUAACCAUUUGCCAAGCUGUUUCUGUGUUCCAAGGGCUGCAUUAGUGCUUCUGUAGGCAUUACUGGUGAGGAGUAGCAUUAAAUAAAUGUGACUUUCUUCAUUUCA
Pygocentrus nattereri (red-bellied piranha) is the source of this 3386-nucleotide messenger RNA. RefSeq names its product solute carrier family 43 member 2b (gene slc43a2b). The coding region runs from base 215 to 2017 and encodes 600 amino acids. The record is from RefSeq and is a predicted model, not a curated record. Gene Ontology annotation, molecular function: L-amino acid transmembrane transporter activity; neutral L-amino acid transmembrane transporter activity. The transcript has 15 exons. Gene Ontology annotation, biological process: transmembrane transport; neutral amino acid transport. NCBI's taxonomy places the organism in Eukaryota, Metazoa, Chordata, Actinopteri, Characiformes, Serrasalmidae.